CACCUGGGAGAGGCAGGCCGCCUUUUUUGCCUUUCUCGUAUUAUCUUUCCUAGUGUUUAACGUGUCUGGAUUAGUGUCAAGACAGCCUUCAGCAUGGGCAGCACCGAAGUUCAAGCGCCGACAAGCCCAGCUUGCCCGCAAGUCAAUGUCGUAGGCAGCUAUGCUACUGAAAGAAAUACACCUACCACCAAAAAGGACGGGGUACUCACAGACUUGGAUCCAUUUGAAACCAUGGACAACGAAGUCGACGGACUGUCUCCCUCAUUUUCUCAAGAGAAAUGGAACAGCCCCAAAAUCAACAUAUCUCGUUACUGCGUCUGCAACCUAUCUCUAUUAAUUAUGGGCAUGAAUGAUGCCUGUCUAGGAGCCUUAUUACCAUACAUUGGCACAUAUUAUAACGUCAACUACACCCAAAUUUCCACUGUUUUUGUGGUUCCAUUCAUUGCCUAUAUCAUAGCUGGUCUUGUCAAUAACCUGGUGCACGAGAAAUUUGGCCAGCGUGGCGUGGCAAUCAUCGGACCUGUCUUCCGGCUCAUCGGCUACAUUCCUAUAUGUCUUCACCCGCCGUUUCCAGUCUUGCCAAUAGCACUUUUAUUUGCAGGCUUCGGUAAUGGCAUAGAAGACAGUGGGUACAAUGCCUGGGUUGGGAACAUGCAGAAUGCAAACGAGCUGCUUGGUCUUCUGCACGGAUCGUAUGGCCUAGGAGCUACAAUUAGUCCUUUAGUGGCGUCAGCUAUGGUCACAAAGGCUGGUUAUCCUUGGUAUACCUUCUACUAUGUCUUGAUUGGCGUUGUUAUAGUGGAAUUCACUGCCGGCCUAUCUGCAUUUUGGACGGCUGGGGGCAAAGCGUAUCGCGCAAAGGUACGAUCCCAUGCCGAUGAAAAACGCGUUACAACCCGGAAAGUUCUUCAACAGCCGCUAACAUGGCUCAUAUCCGUCUUCCUACUGGGCUAUGUUGGCGUAGAGGUCACGUUGGGUGGUUGGAUUCCAACUUUUAUGCUUGAGGUACGCCAUGCUGAGCCGUUCUUGUCUGGUCUGGCGGUGACGCUAUUUUGGCUAGGCCUUACCGUCGGUCGCGUCAUAUUGGGAUUUGUGACGGGUAAAAUUGGUGAAAAGCUUGCAAUCUCGGCGUAUCUCUGCUUGUCUAUCGUCUUUCAAGCGUUGUAUUGGGCGAUACCCAACUUUGUCUCAUCUCUGAUAUUCAUUAUCCUUUUGGGCUUCUUCCUGGGCCCUUUAUUCCCAGCUGCCAUUGUUACAGCCACGAAACUAUUCCCACCAUCAUAUCAUGUCAGUGCGAUUGGGUUCGCUGCGGCUUUUGGAGGAGGCGGGGCUGCGUUUAUUCCGUUCAUGGUUGGCGCCAUUGCACAGUCUCGCGGCGUUGCUGUACUUCAACCAUUUGUUUUAGCCCUCCUAGUGUUCAUAUUGGUCUGUUGGUCUCUAAUGCCAGGAGGGUAUUCGAAAUCUGGUUUGGAAAAGGCCCGGGCUGAUAAGCCAAAGAUAGGAGUUGACUUUUUAAACGGAUUGCAUCAUCUGAAGGAGGUCAUGGAUUCUCAUAAGUAAAUGAUUUAUUUCACUCUAUUAUUUAAUGAUUUUAGAAAUAAUAAUUUGAAUUUGAAUU
Molecule: messenger RNA, 1618 nt
Organism: [Torrubiella] hemipterigena
Lineage: Eukaryota; Fungi; Ascomycota; Sordariomycetes; Hypocreales; Clavicipitaceae
Source: the annotation of a GenBank genome assembly